ACGAAAACAUUGGAAAAGCAGCAACAACAAAAAAGUUGUAGUGCUUCGAGAAGAAAAAGGGAAUAUGGAAGGAGUCCUGCUGUUGUGAACGAUUCAUCCUCCCCGAUGGAACUGAUACAGGACUACGAGCAACAGUACGCCGUGCAGACGGCCGAAAUUACCGCCCAGAUUGGCCGAAUCGCACACGCCAGUGGAGCGGAACGCAACAAACUGAUCUCGGACGUCGAUCGGCAGCUGGAAGAAUCGCAAGAGCUGCUGGAACAGAUCGGGCUAGAGAUACGCGACAUUCCGCAGAACUCGCGGGCCGCUUACACCUCCCGGCUGAACUGCUACCAGGCGGAAUGGAAACGGUUGCAGCAAGAGUUCAACAACGCGAAGGUGGCCCGGUCGAAGGCCGGGUACGACUCGUCGGUGGAUGAUUUCGACGAGAUCGGCAUACAGGAGGACCAGAAACGGCGGCUGCUGGACAAUACGGAGCGGAUGGAGCGCACCAGCAACUAUCUGAACGAUGCGUACCGCAUUUCGGUCGAGACGGAGCAGAUCGGUACGCAGGUGCUUGCGGACCUUAGCCAGCAGCGUGAAACCAUUCAACGGUCACGGGGAAGGCUACGCGAGACGGAUGCUGAUUUGAGCCGCUCGUCCCGAAUCCUCAACUCGAUGAUAAUGCGCGCAAUGCGCGAGAAGUUCAUACUGGUCGUUGUGGUCGUUGCUAUAUUUCUGGUCCUUAUCUUAAGUAUUUAUUUCUCGAUAUCGUAAUCAGUAUCUGGGCUGAAUGGUGUUCCGAUGAUUCACCUUUCGACGUCGAUCGGUGCGAGAUUAGGUUCGUGUUCCGGAUUGAGUUGGGGGACGUAUUAUUAGGUAGGGUAAUGAUUUUAUUUCAAUUGUUGGUUUUAUGUUUGUGAUACUUGAUUCCCCGCGGCUUCUUUUCCACCCUUCGAAAAGCUACCGUAUGUAUUGUGAAGAUUUUGUUUACGUUCGUUUCAGCUAUAGCUCAGUUUUAACUAAAUCAUCACCAAACUCGUACCACGGUUGCAAACAGUGCAAACUGCACGCGCUAAACUAAUGCAAAGUUUAUGUAUAUGUACAAUAAAAACCAUUCCAAUUUGAAGGAAAA
Anopheles arabiensis is the source of this 1114-nucleotide messenger RNA. It is a transcript of the gene Vti1a, whose product is annotated as vesicle transport through interaction with t-SNAREs homolog 1A. Gene Ontology annotation, cellular component: Golgi apparatus; endoplasmic reticulum membrane; SNARE complex. Bases 106 to 756 code for a protein of 216 amino acids. The record is from RefSeq and is a predicted model, not a curated record. Lineage: Eukaryota; Metazoa; Arthropoda; Insecta; Diptera; Culicidae. The transcript has 3 exons. Gene Ontology annotation, biological process: intracellular protein transport; Golgi to vacuole transport; vesicle fusion with Golgi apparatus. Gene Ontology annotation, molecular function: SNARE binding; SNAP receptor activity.